Messenger RNA from Cornus florida, 792 nucleotides. RefSeq names its product chaperone protein dnaJ 11, chloroplastic-like. The record is from RefSeq and is a predicted model, not a curated record. The coding region runs from base 98 to 601 and encodes 167 amino acids. NCBI's taxonomy places the organism in Eukaryota, Viridiplantae, Streptophyta, Magnoliopsida, Cornales, Cornaceae. The transcript has a single exon.
AAGCAUUUCCAAACAUCAUCAAUCCACAAUUCAUAUACAUAUAUAUAUCACCUCCUCUGCCACGUUAGACAUCAUCUCACACUCUCAAUCUCCACAUAUGAAUUCAAUGUUUGUGUCCUCCUCAAAUUCAUUAUUUGUAUCAUCACUUCCUCUAGGGGGUACUAAAAUAAGCCUGGACCGACGGUCUUCAAAUCCGUCUAGUGUCAGAUUCCGCCCAGUGAAAAUUGUAGCUGCAACUGCUACCACCUCUGUUUGUUUUGAUAUGGCUUCAUGUUCAUCUUUGUAUGAUGUUUUGGGAAUUCCGGUGAGUGCUUCCGGUCACGAGAUCAAGGCGGCCUACCGGAGACUGGCACGAACGUGCCAUCCAGACGUUGCGAGCAUGAAUCAGAAAGAAUGGUCGGCCAAUGAAUUUAUGAAGAUUCAUGCUGCUUAUUCCACCCUGUCGGACCCUGAGAAAAGGGCUCAUUAUGACCGGGAUCUGUUUAGGGUGGGACGGGGGUUAGGCUCGUUUUCAGCCAUGCCGGCGGCUUCAUGGAAGUCGUCGGAGUCGGCAUAUUCAGGCUUCACGCGCCGGAAUUGGGAGACUGACCAAUGUUGGUAGCAGAGAAUUAAGACAUUGUACUAACCAUGUUUUGGUUUUGUUUUAUGUAGCAUAUAUUUUUUACACUUUUUACAAAAUUAGAAGUUUUGAAUGUAAUAAUUAUUCGGUUGCAGGUGCCUGAUUUUGGUACUACAUUGUAUUUCUUUUAAAUUUGAGGACAUUCAUAUAUUGCGUUUUGACAUUAUCAACAA